Messenger RNA from Penicillium malachiteum, 510 nucleotides. RefSeq lists its product as uncharacterized. The coding region runs from base 1 to 510 and encodes 169 amino acids. The transcript has a single exon. NCBI's taxonomy places the organism in Eukaryota, Fungi, Ascomycota, Eurotiomycetes, Eurotiales, Aspergillaceae. The record is from RefSeq and is a predicted model, not a curated record.
AUGGCCCACGAGGCGGACUUUAAGGGACCUCGGAUUGCCAAGGCUCUCGCAUUGGCCAAGCAGACUGCGGAUAUCAUGGAUAGCUAUCCCGCGGAUGUAUCCACAAACCCGAAAUACCAGCCAUAUGUCAUUGGAACACUUCUGGAGCUCAGUGCUGCGCGUGCGUUGGAUGCAUUUGGUGGCAAGGAUGAGGCCAAUGAAGUCUUGAACUACGUGCGUAAGUUGAUUGCCUCUUGGCCUUUGGGCAAGUUUGAUGCCCCUGAGUCCGGCGAAUUUGAUGCGGCUCGUGUGGACCAAAAAUUGCUUCGCUCCGUUGCUGUCUACAAGGGAUUGAAGCUUAGCACAAAGAUUCAUGGAUUUGCCAAUGACAAGACUCUGCAAGGCGCCGUUGCACCUCGCCUUACUGAGAUGCAGAAGUAUAUCUCUAAGCAGUUGAAGUCAAUUCCUAAAGGAAGCUUCGAUUCGGUUUCGAGUGCUGAGCUUGCGAAGGCUCUUGUUGGGCAGAAAUAA